Molecule: messenger RNA, 6205 nt
Organism: Anneissia japonica
Lineage: Eukaryota; Metazoa; Echinodermata; Crinoidea; Comatulida; Comatulidae
Product: chromodomain-helicase-DNA-binding protein 1-like
Exons: 38
Coding region: 369-5840 (1823 amino acids)
Biological process (GO): nucleosome organization; regulation of transcription by RNA polymerase II
Cellular component (GO): nucleus; chromatin
Molecular function (GO): ATP hydrolysis activity; histone binding; ATP binding
Source: RefSeq, a predicted model, not a curated record
GCAGAUGAAUGGCGGUAGCCAUCGAGUAAAAAAGCGAAUUCUGGUUGUGGGUUUUCAUCUCUGUGUUACAGAUGUAAAUAUAUUCUAGAUAAUCCUAGCUAUUUUGAAACUUCUGGUGGCUCAACUAGAAUUCACAUUUGUACAGCCUUCAACUUAGGCCUUCACCAUUACAUUGCAAUACAUCAUAGCCCAGUCAACUUGUGCAGGUCUUGGCUUAGCCUAGGCCUUUCAAGUAAUGUAGGGCCUAGGAGAUCAGGAGACCAAUUUGAAGUUCAUAGGCCUAGUGCUCCUUCAGAAAUUGCUGCAUUUACUUGUACGUUAGAUUAAGUUUAUUUGGUCUAAGUUUUAAGAACUGGUUUCAACCAACAAUGGAUUCUGAAGAUGAAGAGAAUAUUCAGGAAGGAGGAGACAACUCGUCGGAUGAAAGUCAUUCCUCCAGUGAAAACAAUAGUUCAGAUUCUGGAUCAGAGGGACAUGAAGCAGUAGCAGAUCACGAUGAGGAUGAUGAAGAAGAGGAAGAAGAGGAGGAGGAGCAUUCAGCUGAUGAACACUCAGACGAUGCAACACGAUCAGAAUCAGAAGAAUCUAAGAAAUCAGACAAUGAGUCAAAUGACGAAUCUAAUGAGGACAUGGAGGAAAAUAAUAAUGCGCAUUCAGAUGAUGAGGAUGAGCAAGAUGACGAUGACGAUGAUGAGGAGAAGGAUGAAAAUGAAGACUCCGAGAAUGAUGAUGAGAGUGGUAGUCCAAGUAAAAUGAAAGAUGAGGAUGAUGAAACCAAGGAGCAGCGAUGGUUUACCAAAGUCACCACUGCCAAAGAUAUCAAAGAGAUGAUGGAAGAAUUUCCAGAUAUUUAUGGUAUUCGGCGGUCAAGUCGUUGCAAGAAUAAAGUAGCACGAUAUCAGAUGACUCCAACUGAUGAACCAGAAGGCGGCAGGGGAAGAAAGAAAUCAGUGACAGGAUCUUCAAGAGGGAGACGGAACAAUAAAACUGAUGGAUGGCAUAGAGGAACCCGUUUAAGCGACUCCUCAAGUGAGGAGAGUGGUUCUGACUUUGAGCCAGCAUCCAGAGGUAAAUCAAGAGCUAAUGCAAGAUCAACUGUUAAAAACCGUGCAUCUGCAAGAGGCGGCGCAAGAAAGAAACAGUCUGUGAAUCGACGCAAACGUGCAUCGAGCUCUGAAGUGACUGAUAGCGAUAGUGACUACCCACGUGCACAACGCAGUCAGCGGACAGCAACUGCCAAAGUCAGUUACCUUGAGGAAGAUGAAGACUCCACCGACUCUGAUGACAUCAUCGAACAAACUGGACAAACUGAUGGAAACGAUGAUGCAGAGGUCAUCGAGAAGGUUUUAAAUCAUAGAAUUGGUCGCAAAGGAAAAACUGGUGCAAUAACUACUGUCUAUUAUGUGGAAGCAAAUGGUGAUCCAAACCAGGGUAUCGAUAUGGAGACAGAGGAAACAGAGACGCAGUACCUGAUUAAGUGGAGAGGAUGGGCCCACAUACACAAUACAUGGGAAUCUGAAGAUACUUUAAAAGCACAGAAAGUUAAAGGGAUGAAGAAGCUAGAAAACUAUAUCAAGAGAGAGGAAGAAGUAAUGGAAUGGAAGAAAGUGGCAAAUCCAGAAGAUGUAGAGUAUUAUGAAUGCCAGCAGGAGAUGUCCCUCCAGCUGGUUGAACAGUACCAAAAAGUAGAACGUAUUAUUGCUCAUCAGAACACAUCAUCUGGGUACCCAGAUUACCUGUGCAAGUGGCAGGGAUAUCCAUACUCGGAGUGUACCAUGGAGGAUGGAGAGCUGAUCGCCAAGAACAACCAGGAGUGCAUUGAUGCAUAUCAUAAAAGAAACAAAUGCACAAGAAUACCAUCAAAAAUUACUAGGGUUUUAAAGAUCCGACCUCGGUUCGUGCAACUCAAAGCGCAGCCCUCGUACAUUGGUGGAGAUGACCUUGAGCUGAGAGACUAUCAGUUAGACGGCCUAAACUGGCUGGCACACUCGUGGUGCAAAGAAAACAGUAUCAUACUUGCUGAUGAGAUGGGACUUGGCAAGACCAUCCAGACCAUUUCAUUUCUAUCGUACCUUCACCAUGCCCAUCAGCUUUAUGGACCAUUUCUUGUGGUGGUGCCAUUAUCAACCAUGACAUCAUGGCAACGAGAGUUCCAAAUGUGGGCUCCUGAGCUGAAUGUUAUUAUGUAUAUUGGAGAUGUUAAAAGCAGAAAUAUAAUUAGAGAAGAUGAAUGGUGUCACAACAACAAUCGGAACCGAUUAAAAUUCAAUGUUAUUGUAACAACAUAUGAAAUACUCCUAAAAGACAAGUCUUUCCUUGGCAGCAUUAACUGGGCUAAUCUAAUAGUUGAUGAAGCCCAUCGAUUGAAAAAUGAUGAUUCUUUACUUUACAAAACUCUGAUGAACUUCAGCACUAACCACCGAUUACUGAUCACAGGAACACCCUUACAGAAUUCCCUCAAGGAGCUGUGGUCGCUCCUGCAUUUUAUUAUGCCUGAUGACUUUACAUCAUGGGAAGAGUUUGAAGAGCAGCAUCAAUGUGCUGACAAGAAUGGUUAUGCCAGCUUGCACCAGGAACUUGAGCCGUUUCUGUUGAGGAGGGUUAAGAAGGAUGUGGAGAAGUCGUUACCAGCCAAAGUGGAGAGGAUCCUCCGAGUGGAAAUGAGUGCUACUCAGAAGCAGUACUAUAAGUGGAUCCUAACAAAGAAUUUCCUUGCACUGAGCAAAGGAGUAAAAGGAAGCAUCACUGGUUUUAUUAAUCUGGUUAUGGAACUAAAGAAGUGUUGUAACCAUCCAUUACUGGUUAGACAGGAAGAUGGUCCAGUUGAUCUGCAGAAAAUUAUUCGUAUGAGUGGGAAGCUUGUAUUGCUAGACAAGCUGUUGACGCGCUUUCAUGAACGUGGUAACCGCGUACUCAUCUUCUCACAAAUGGUUCGCAUGCUGGACAUACUUGCUGAUUACCUUCGGUAUAAACAUUGGCCAUUUCAGAGGCUAGAUGGAUCAGUGGGUAGUGACUUAAGGAAGCAGGCGCUAGACCAUUUUAAUGCUGAGAAGUCACUUGAUUUCUGCUUCUUACUGUCGACAAGAGCAGGUGGACUCGGAUUAAAUCUGGCAACAGCCGACACAGUUAUCAUCUUCGAUUCAGAUUGGAACCCACAGAAUGAUCUACAAGCCAUGUCAAGAGCACAUAGAAUAGGCCAAAGAAAGCAGGUAAACAUUUACAGGCUAGUUACAAAGGUGAGCGUAGAGGAAGAGAUAAUUGAAAGGGCCAAAAAGAAGAUGGUGUUAGAUCAUCUGGUGAUCCAGAGGAUGGAUACCUCUGGCAGGACAGUUCUUUCAAAGACAUCAGCACCUGCUAGUAAUACACCAUUUACCCGUGAGGAACUCUCUCAUAUUCUCAAGUUCGGAGCUGAAGAGCUUUUCAAAGAAGCUGACGGCGAGGAGUCGGAGCUACAGGAGUUUGACAUUGAUUCUAUUCUGGAGGGUGCUGAGACUCAUGAAUCUGAAAAUGCUGUUGCUGGUAUGGAAUUCCUUUCCCAAUUCAAGGUGGCCAAUUUCUCAACAAUGGAAGAGGAGGAAGAAGUUUCGGAGAUGGGUGCAUCCUGGGAAGACAUCAUUCCACUGGAAGCACGGAGUAAAGUAGAAGAGGAGGAGAAACAGAAGGAGAAGAUGGAUUUUUAUCUUCCUCCUAGAGUGAGAAAACAAGUGCAAAAUAUGUCCUAUCGUGAUAACAGUGAUUCUGAGGGCUCAUCAAAGAAACGAAAGGGUCGACGUUCAUCAGGAACGAGCAGCGAGUCUGAAGAUAGUGACACAGGCAAGAAGACCAAGCGUCCACGGGGAAGACCCCGAACUGUACCACGCGACACCAUUACAGGAUUUACAGAUACUGAGAUUCGACGGUUUGUUAAAAGUUAUAAGAAGUUCGGAAGGCCUCUAACAAGGCUGGAAGCAAUAGCCGGAGAUGCUGAGCUGCAAGAAAAAUCACAGGCUGAUUUAAAAAGGCUUGGAGACACGUUGCACAAUGGCUGUAAGCGUGUAAUACAAGAAUAUGAGGAGAGGUUAAAGCAAGAUUCAGAAUUUGAUGGUAAGAAGCGAGGCGCCACCUUGAAACUCUCAAAUGCAAUCAUCAAUGCACCGUCAGUGAUGAAACAUGAGGAGGAGUUGGAGCCAUUGGCUGCUAUGAUACCAGCAGAUCCAGCACAAAGAAAAAAGUAUCAGCUUUCCUGUAAGUUGAAGGCAACAAAUUGGAAUGUGGAUUGGGAACCUGAGGAUGAUGCUAAUUUGAUUAAGGGAGUUUAUGAGUAUGGUUUAGGUAGCUGGGAAGCAAUCAAGAUGGACCCACAAUUACAUUUAGAUAAAAAGAUUCUUCUUGAUGAUCAGAGUAAAAAGCCCCAAGCUAAGCAGCUGCAGCAAAGGUCAGAAUAUAUCAUAAAACUGCUCAAAAAGGAAAUGUUGUCCGAACAAGAGUUAAAACAAACAAAGAAACGAGUGAAAGACAAAGAGAAGUUAAAAGCAAGCAAAGUAAAGGAAGCAACAAUUAAAUCCAAACCAAUUAAAGGAAAAAUACCAAAGAAAAAACGAAAAGGAUCUGGAAAGGUUAACAGCGAUGAAGAGGACAGAAAACGGAAGGAAAAUUUAGAAGAAGGAGAAAUCCCAGAUGAUGAUAUGGAUGAUGACAGCCCACCUGCAAAGCCCAAGAAAGGACGUCCUAAGGGGAAGAAAGGAAAAGAAAACAAGGAAGUGAAGGAAGAAGAUGGCGAUAAAAAACCUAUAAAACCAAAGGGUGGCGCAAGGGGCAAAGGUAGCCAGUCAGCACCCAUGCAUUUCACUGCAAACACUCUACCAGUGCCACUAGUAGAGUUCAUUGAACCUGAAGGAGAUCUUGAUGAGACAACAUUCAGUUUGUGUAAAGAGAGAAUGCGACCAGUAAAACGAGCACUCAAACUGUUGGACAACCCACCUGAAGAUGUGUCAGAAAGCGAUCAACUGAAUCACACACGUCAAUGCUUAUUGAAGAUCGGUGAUCGUAUUAACGAGUGCAUCGCAGAAUUCACAGGAGCUGAAAAAAUGUCAGAAUGGAAGGGGUAUUUGUGGACAUUUGUAGCAAAAUUUACCGAGUUUGAUGCUAAGAAACUUUAUAAAUUAUAUAAGCAUGCAAAUAAGAAAAGAGCUGACGAGAGAAGCAAAGAUGUAGAGACCAAGCCAACCAAGCCUACAUCGGGUGCUGUAUCAAAGAAGAGGCAAGGAGAAGUUCAUCCAAAUGGUCCUGGGACCAAACGUUUACAUUCCAGUGGUGAUUCUAGUCGAGAUCGUGACAGACAUAUACCAGUGUCAACUGGUAGUGCAGCUCAUUAUCACCCUAUUCGAAUCCCACCACCCUUCAUCAAGAGACCGCCCCAUAAUGACUAUGGGGAGAACAUGGACCACUCCGCCAGGGAUAGAUCUGACUUUCACUCAAAUCGUACCCAUCAUCACGACAACCACUGGUAUGAUAGGGAAAGGGUUGGAAAUUAUGGAAGAGAUCGGGAUAGAGAGGACAGUAGAUAUAGUUCAGACCAUAAGCGUGGUGGUACUGGUUCGGGAGCUUCCAAUACAAGUCGUCACCAAUAUUUUCGUGGUGAUGACCAUCGUCACCAUAGCGAAAAGUCAGAAUAUGUCUCGCACAGUCAGCACCAAGCAGGCAGUCGAGACGACCGGUUUCAUCACUCUCACACAGACAGCAAACGUAGAAAGAUUGAGCGUUCUGACAAGCGCCGGUCUUCAAGCUCAGAUCGCAAAGGAGACCACUGGGGUGGGGGAGAUGCAAGCUCACCAAACAAGGCUAAAGGUCAUCACCAUUGAAAGCUAACCAUAGUUAAAUGCUGGAGCUAUAGCUCCAUGUUUAUAUCAUGGUUUAAAAAAGCAUAGCAUGGCUGGCUAUAAAAAUAAUGUACAGCGAAUGUGAAAAAACCAGGCCGAAUCAAAUUCGCUUGGAGGAGAUCCUAAUAAAUUAUUUUCCUUCAAGAUAUAAAUACAAACAUCUAUCAAAAAUACUUAUUUGAUUCAAGAUUUGAAUUUCGGUGGGUAUACAUCAAUACUUUGUUCAGUAAUGUAAAACUUACCAAUUACUGGAAUUGUUGGUCGUAUCCUGAUAUCUGUUACAAUGUUCUCAAACAAUUCUCCUUAAUCUUGUAUUUCUACAGUCAAUAUAGCCUUGUGGUUGUCAA